Molecule: messenger RNA, 832 nt
Organism: Bipolaris maydis ATCC 48331
Lineage: Eukaryota; Fungi; Ascomycota; Dothideomycetes; Pleosporales; Pleosporaceae
Source: RefSeq, a predicted model, not a curated record
CGACGCUGCACAUGUAGAGCAAUGUCCUCCCGUCCCUCGCUCCGUCGGCCCAGCAGGGCGACUUCUUGGCUCCGUUUGGUGGGGCGGCUACUGCACCCUACACGGCCGCCUGCCUUCGUCACCAGCUCCACACCAUCGUUCCUCAGCCUUCUGAUCCCUUCUGCUCGCGGCCUAGCCGGCAAUCACGGUCAAGCCCAAUGCGCUGGGGGAACAGUAGAGCAUUUUUAGAUUGGUUUGGUAGCCCUACGUGCAUGCAUGACAGCCGUGUGUCAGCCUUCUAGAGCUACCUCUUACGAGCUACCAGCUUUCCAGCUUACUCGCAGCCACAAACGCAGAACAAGAAGAAAAAAUAUAUCCAUGUCCACCUACACCGGAGCUCGUGACCCCGCGCCCGCCUCGGGGUAUCAAUACACAAAGGAAAGAAACCAUCUAGAGUCGUGACCCCUCCAAGGAGAUGCAAGCAAGUCUGCUAAAGGGUGUCUUGAAAGGAGAAGAAGAUGAUGAAAAGAAGAAGAAGAAUACUAGCGACAAAGAGAAGAGCGAAAAGAAGAAAGAAAAAAAAUAAAAAGACCAAGGACAAGAGUAUCUGCAACGCUAAAAGCAAGACAUGCGACGACCACAAAAAAAUGUCGACGAGAUUAUACGUGAUAUCCAGAGGGGCUCGUGGGGGGAUGGGGGGACAGGGUCCGGCCUUACGCUAAUAAGUCGCAGCAUCCAAGUUAGACAUUACCAUGUAGUUUGGAAACACAAAAAGAGAUUCAAGUGAGUGAACGCGCCUGCUCUCAACAAGCUUGGCCGUCUUCCAGGUCCUCGCCCAUGAGAAUCUUGCGCG